Molecule: messenger RNA, 795 nt
Organism: Olea europaea var. sylvestris
Lineage: Eukaryota; Viridiplantae; Streptophyta; Magnoliopsida; Lamiales; Oleaceae
Product: FAS1 domain-containing protein SELMODRAFT_448915-like
Exons: 1
Coding region: 9-716 (235 amino acids)
Source: RefSeq, a predicted model, not a curated record
AUUACAUCAUGGGUUUGUUCAUUCUUUUGAUGGUAUUCAUAUCAUCAGCCACUGCCAUAGACACUCCACCAAGAAACCAAGACAUGACCACAGCCAUUGAAGAAAUGCAGAGAGCCAAUUACUUCACAUUUGUAAUGCUCAUAAACAUGGCCCCUUCUGACCUUAUUCAUGGCAACGUAACUUUCUUGAUGCCUAACGACCGGACUCUUUCGAAAGCCCUGAUGCCAGAGAACACGGUGGUCGACUUCUUGCUCCGCCACUCAAUCCCUUCGCCCCUUCUUAUGGAACACCUCCUGCAUUUCCCCACAGGUUCCUUGAUCCCAACAUCUAGACCAGGGUUUGUCCUCCAAGUUUCAAAUGACGGUCGAAGCCGGUUUUUUCUUAACAAUGUUAGAAUUAUUAGUCCUAAUAUUUGCACUCGAGGAUCUUCAAUAAGAUGCCAUGGCAUAGAUGGAGUAAUACAGGCCACAUCAAUUAUGCCCCUGCCUAACAUAGCCCCACCUGCUUGUCCUAAUAACAGUACACAAGGAGGUGCUCCGGUGGCUUCAACGGCCCCAUUUCCGCCAUCUCCAGAACCUUUGGCUCAGGUUCCGGUGAUGGCUCCACCACCAGCUGAUUCAAAUAUUAGUCCACCAAAAUCCCAUUCUCCUCGGAUAUGCAGUACAGGAGUAUUUGAUUUGAUAAUGGCAUUUUUUAUGCAACUUUUUUUUAUCUAACAGUUCAUAAUAGGUAUAUCACACUGGGUGAUGCUCAAAUUAACAAGGAAAAUCAAAUCUAUACGUAAAGUUUGGAUGC